Molecule: messenger RNA, 1734 nt
Organism: Lipotes vexillifer (Yangtze River dolphin)
Lineage: Eukaryota; Metazoa; Chordata; Mammalia; Artiodactyla; Lipotidae
Gene: TMEM151B
Product: transmembrane protein 151B
Exons: 4
Coding region: 1-1734 (577 amino acids)
Source: RefSeq, a predicted model, not a curated record
AUGCGUGUGGUAGGCUUGGGGGAGGCGGAGUUUGGGGGGCCGGGGGCGGGGCUCCUGCGCUGGGAGGAAGAGGGGGGGCGCGCUGGCUCCAGCUCGGCUCAGACAAAAGGCGGCGGCGGGAGCGGGCGGGAGGUGGAGCGGCGCCGCGAGGGCCUCAAGCAGCGUCCCAUCCAGCCCUCUUUCACCAAGUCCCUCUGCCGUGAGUCCCACUGGAAGUGCCUGCUCCUCUCGCUGCUCAUGUACGGCUGCCUGGGGGCCGUGGCCUGGUGUCACGUCACCACGGUGACCCGCCUCACCUUCAGCAGCGCCUACCAGGGCAACAGCCUCAUGUACCACGACAGCCCCUGCUCCAACGGCUAUGUCUACAUCCCCCUGGCUUUCCUGCUCAUGCUGUAUGCUGUCUACCUGGUGGAGUGCUGGCAUUGCCAAGCCCGCCAUGAGCUGCAGCACCGCGUGGAUGUGAGCAGCGUGCGGGAACGCGUGGGCCGCAUGCAGCAGGCCACGCCAUGUAUCUGGUGGAAGGCCAUCAGCUACCACUAUGUCCGCCGCACCCGCCAGGUCACCCGAUACCGCAAUGGAGACGCUUACACCACCACCCAGGUCUACCAUGAGCGCGUCAACACGCACGUGGCCGAGGCCGAGUUCGACUACGAGCGCUGUGGCGUCCGCGACGUGUCCAAGGCGCUGGUGGGGCUGGAGGGCGCGCCGGCCACGCGCCUGCGCUUCACCAAGUGCUUCAGCUUCGCCAGCGUGGAGGCCGAGAACGCGUACCUGUGCCAGCGCGCGCGCUUCUUUGCCGAGAACGAGGGCCUGGACGACUACAUGGAGGCGCGCGAGGGCAUGCACCUCAAGAACGUGGACUUCCGCGAAUUCAUGGUGGCCUUCCCCGACCCGGCCAGGCCACCCUGGUACGCCUGCUCGUCUGCCUUCUGGGCUGCGGCGCUGCUCACGCUGUCGUGGCCGCUGCGCGUGCUGGCCGAGUACCGUACGGCCUACGCGCACUACCACGUGGAGAAGCUUUUCGGCCUGGAGGGCCCGAGCUCGGCCAGCGGCAGCGCGGGCGGCGGCCUCAGCCCCAGCGACGAGCUGUUGCCCCCGCUCACGCACCGCCUGCCGCGUGUCAACACGGUGGACAGCACGGAGCUCGAGUGGCACAUCCGCUCCAACCAGCAGCUGGUGCCCAGCUACUCGGAGGCGGUGCUCAUGGACCUGGCGGGGCUGGGCGCGCGCUGUGCUGGGGGCGCGGCGGGCGGCUACGCGCCCACGUGCCGCUACGGUGGGGUGGGUGGCCCAGGCGCAGCGGGCCUGGCCCCGUACAGGCGCAGCUGCGAGCACUGCCAGCGCGCCGUCAGCAGCUCGUCCAUCUUCUCGCGCAGCGCUCUUAGCAUCUGCGCCAGCCCUCGGGCCGGACCGGGGCCCGGCGGCGGGGCGGGCUGUGCGGGCAGCCGCUUCUCCCUAGGCCGCCUCUACGGCUCCCGGCGCAGCUGCCUGUGGCGCAGCCGGAGCGGGAGCGUCAACGAGGCGAGCUGCCCCACCGAGCAGACGCGGCUGUCCAGCCAGGCCAGCAUGGGGGACGACGAGGACGACGAAGACGAGGAGGAGGCCGGGCCGCCGCCGCCCUACCACGACGCCCUCUACUUCCCCGUGCUCAUCGUGCACCGGCAGGAGGGAUGUCUGGGCCACGGCUACCGGCCGUUGCACCGCCACGGCUCCUGCGUAGAGACCUCACUGUGA